AUGGCGACAACGUCAGGUAGUUCCCAUCACGACGACGCCGUGAUCAACAUGCAAACCGUCUCGACCUUCCGAGAAGCUUCGUCAGUCACCGUGGUGCUUCUACCGCCACGCCUGCCGGACCCGCUGAAAUCACCACCGCACGCAGAGGCUGUAGACGAACAGGAGCGGGCCCGCCGCGGUCCCGAGAGCAAGGAGCGCACCGCGGAGUGUUCAGUGAGCAUCCCGGCGGCUCGAGAGCCCACACCCGCCGCGGCCCGCGCCGCUGCUGCGGGCGACCCCGCCUAUUGCUAUCCGCAGCGCGACUCGGCAUGGGCCGCGGCCCUCGCGGCGUGCAUCGCGCUGCUGAUCGUCCACGAGCUCAUCUCGCCGCUCUUCGCGCUCCAAUGGCCGUUCCUCUUCUCCCUCGCCUUCUUCCUCCUUUGCGCCGUCUCCGCGUUCGUCCUCUCCCUGUCCCCUUCCUGCUUCGCGCUCCGUCGACUUUCCAGUAACUUCACCCCUUGCGCCGUGAAUGUGGCAUGCAUCCUCAGCAGCAUCAUACUUUUCGGCUGUUGGGGGGUUGGAGUAUCCUACAUGUUCUUUACAUAUGACCCUGCGCCGAUCGCAUACCUAAUUUACUCCGCUGAGUCGGCCGUAUGCAUAUUACUGCUGCUUCUCACCAUCCUCCCCUUUCUCACCUUACAUCAGCACCUCGAUACUGUCACAUCCAUUAUCGGUCGUGCUAUUGGGCUGGCGCUUUCAUUCGAUACUAACGUCCUCACUACAAUCGCAUUGCAAGGGGUGCUAUCCAUCGUGAUUCUCACACCCAUCAUGCAAGCGAGCUCUGACUUUAUCAGCUGCGUUAGCAUGUUACGUGGAUGGCAGGCUGGUUACACCAACCCGUUACGCCUCAAUCUUCUCCAUCGUCAUGGUUUUCAUCGCCAUCUGGAUUGUGCUCACUGUAGUCACAUCCACUCUAUUGACCAUCGCAACACGGUUUGGGAUAGUGUGCGCUGCUGCUGA
Molecule: messenger RNA, 999 nt
Organism: Closterium sp. Yama58-4
Lineage: Eukaryota; Viridiplantae; Streptophyta; Zygnematophyceae; Desmidiales; Closteriaceae
Source: the annotation of a GenBank genome assembly